Messenger RNA from Rhizophagus irregularis DAOM 181602=DAOM 197198, 1281 nucleotides. RefSeq lists its product as uncharacterized. NCBI's taxonomy places the organism in Eukaryota, Fungi, Glomeromycota, Glomeromycetes, Glomerales, Glomeraceae. Gene Ontology annotation, cellular component: retromer, tubulation complex; endosome. Gene Ontology annotation, biological process: intracellular protein transport; retrograde transport, endosome to Golgi. Gene Ontology annotation, molecular function: phosphatidylinositol-3-phosphate binding. The record is from RefSeq and is a predicted model, not a curated record.
AUGGCAGUACCACAAGAACCAGUAUUAAAUGGGAACGAGAAUACAACUCAAACCUACCAAUUUUCGUCACCUAAAGCUGCUAGAACAAAACAACAACUUAAAAAUGAUUCAUCGACUCAAUCACAAGAUGGAGAUUAUUUACAUAUUUCAAUAACGACACUGGACAGAAACCGUCGCGAUCCAGUUUUCAAGUUUAAAGCUAUUACUAAUUUGCCAAGAUAUAAAAACAGUUCAUAUCCUUUAAUUGAACGUUCACAUGCAGAAUUUGAGCGAUUAUUUAAUACAUUGACUUAUUCUAAUCCGGAGUGUAUAGUUCCAGCAUUGCCUUUUUCAUCGAGUAGUUAUCAAGCAACCGAGGAUGAUGAACGUAGAAUUAAACAUUCUAUGCAACAAUGGGUUAAUCGGGUGGCAAUGAAUCCUGUUUUAUGUCAUGAUGAGGAACUUAGAUCAUUUAUAGAAACUGAUUUUGCUUUUAUCCCAGCUACUAAACCACGGAAGAGGACUAGUAGUUUUAAGCUUAAGUUCACUCCCGAUAUUAGGGAUGAGGAUAAAGCAUUGGUUCAUGCCAAAUCAACAGCACAUAUUUUAGAAGGACAUUUUCUUAAUAUUGCAAAAACUAUUCAAAAAUUGGCGGGAUAUCGCAAAGGAUUAGCAGCAUUUAAUUAUGAUCUUGGAACAAAAUCUAUUGCAAUGGGAACAGUUGAAAAUCAUCCUCCUUUAUCGAAUGGCUUACGAAAAUUUGGAAAAACACUUCAAAUAAUCAGUGAGCGACAGAAAUUACAAGCCAUCAGUGAAGCAGCUACUCUUGGUGACUUUUUUAGUUACUAUGCAAUUAAUUCUCAUGUAGUUCAGGAAACUUUAGCAAAUCGUCUUAGAAUUAUUUCUGAACACGAUGAUGCAGUUAAAACUACUAUAAGCAAAAGACGUUAUAUCGAACGGUUAAAGUCUUCGACGAACAUUAAAUCUGAUAAAGUUAAUGAAGCCUUGGAAGAUUUAGAUUAUGCCAAAAGUUAUGAACAAAACCUUGACGCACGCGUCAAAAAUGUAACGAAAAAUCUUCAUACCGAAUUAAAAAUAUACGAAGAAAAUCGUGCCCAAGAUUUUUUCAGUGCUGUUAAAGAAUAUGUUAAAAAACAAAUUUUAUUUGAGAAACAACAAUUGAACGAAUGGGAAAAUUUGAGACCAGACAUUAAAGCGAUUACGAAACGUAAUAUGCACAUCUACGCAUUUGGAGAUGAAAAGCUUGAUGCUAAAUCAGUCGCCGAGAAAUUGAAUAAUUGA